Molecule: messenger RNA, 849 nt
Organism: Plasmodium malariae
Lineage: Eukaryota; Apicomplexa; Aconoidasida; Haemosporida; Plasmodiidae
Product: fam-l protein
Exons: 2
Coding region: 1-849 (282 amino acids)
Source: RefSeq, a predicted model, not a curated record
AUGGAACACAUAUUUAAGACUCUAUUAUUCAUUAGAAUUACUACGUUUAUCCUUUUAUGUUGGAUAUGUCAUUUUUACAAUGAGAUCAAUAUACAUAACAAAUUCUUAGAUGAAUGCUACAAUUAUCAUAGAAGACUAUAUAUAAGUAAUUAUCGUUUAUUGUCAAAAUAUUGGCAGAAUAAAAAUUCAAGUAUUGUAUGUUUAAAAGAGAAGAUUCCAAAUGUAAUUAAAAAUAAAAAAGGGAUGUCUAAUAAAGAAAAACGUACUGCAAGAAAAAAGCAAAAAUCAUAUGGAAGUUCAUCAGGAGAUGCAGGAGCACAUAAAAAAUGUAUGAAAAAUAACACUUGUAUAUUUGAAACAAAAAACUACUCCUAUUUAGAAAAAAAAAUAUUCAAAGAACUUGAUUAUAUAGAUUUUCUUAAAAAAAAAAAGACAAUUACUGACAGGCUUUACAAAAAAAUAAUACGUAAAAAAUACUCAUUAAGGCUCUCUUUUCCUGUGAUAUUGUUAUUAUUGUUAUCCGUAGCAUUUAUAGUAGAAUAUUUUACGUGUAAUGGACUUGUAAAAGUGCUAUAUAAUAAUGUAUUUUAUGAAAGCCUUAAAUUACAGGGGAUACAGCUUGUGAAUUCCAUUAAGAAUGGAUUUCCUGAUACUACAUCAGGGAAAAUAUUUUACAUACUUGUUGAAAUCUCUAAAGGAGAUAACAGAUAUGGUGUUAAUAUAAAUUUUUUUGGUAGUCUAGUAUAUAUCCUACCUUUUUUUAUAUUAGGCAUUGCAAUUAUAUUAGGAAUUGUUUAUUACCAUAAAAAAGUUAAAAAAUAUAAUAAAAUUAAGUUCAGAAGAAGGUAA